AUUGUCUUGCAUUUCUCUAUAAUGUUUUAUUAUAGUUUCUUCAUAGAUAGUAACUUGUUAAAUUAUUUGAAUAGGACCACCCUUGCAAGGUGGAGGGCAGCUCAAAGUAAUGAAGGAGCUAAAAGAGAACAAGAGAGAAGGCCUUAUCUAGCUUCUGAGUGUCGAGACUUGAGAAAAGCAGAGAAGUGGAGAAUGCAAAUUAUAAGAGAGAUUGCUAAGAAGGUAGCUCAGAUACAAAAUGCUGGUUUAGGUGAAUUUCGAAUUCGUGAUUUAAACGAUGAAAUCAACAAAUUACUUAGAGAAAAAAGGCAUUGGGAAGCUCAAAUAAAAGAACUCGGUGGACCAGAUUAUUCUCGUGUAGGGCCACGAAUGCUGGAUCAUGAAGGCCGAGAGGUACCUGGAAACCGUGGUUAUAAAUAUUUUGGAGCUGCAAAAGAAUUACCAGGUGUUAGAGAACUUUUUGAACAAGAACCACCACCACCCCCUCGCAAAACACGUGCAGAAUUGAUGAAGGAUAUAGAUGCUGAUUAUUAUGGAUACAGAGACGACGAUGAUGGCAUUUUGUUACCGUUAGAACAAAAAGCGGAACAAGAAGCAAGAGACAAAGCUAUUGAAGAAUGGUUACAGCACAAGAAUAAAGAAUCAGACUCGGAGGAAGAAAUAGAAACAACUUCUCAAAAACCUAUACCAUCACAGCAAGACAUACAAGAAGCGUUACUUGCUAGAAAAAAGAAAGAACUAUUAGAGAAAUAUGUUCUCUGACUGACACUUUAUUUUUUAUGCUCUUAAUAACAACUAUUCAUAAAUUUAUUUAAUUGUAUCAGAGUACAUCUUUAUAAAACGCGAUAAAUAUAGUUAUUAAUUUGUAAGUAUUUAAUAACAUUGAUCAAGGUAAUUAUUAUUUUGUGCAGUAGACGUUUAAACUUUAAUCGUUACUUAUCGAGAAAAAGGGUGCUGUAGAUAAAAUAUAAAUAAAAAUCCGAUGAGAUAGUCUGUUUAUAACGUUCGCGAUCUUCAUUUAUAAUAAUUUUUGAAAAAUAUCGCGAAUAAGAUGAUAUACGUUAAUCCGCACCAUCUUGAUCUCAUUAAUUGCAUAAAAUCUUUGUUUCUUAAUUUGGCAUACAUCUUUUUAACAAACGAUCUUUAAAAUAAUGUCGUUUGUUAAGAUCGUAACGUUUUUAUAGCGUUCACUGGGCAUAGAAAUAGCCAAGUUUUAACGAAUUCUUUGAAUUCUUUAGAGUAACUUGACGAAGUGAUAUAUAAGGCAAUGUAAUCACGAAAUAGUGCUCCUGCAAUGAGAGAGUCAUAAGAUACACCUUUACGACUUAUUACGAUUAUUUCAUUUCGACGAUGGAUUACAGACAAAUAAAGAAUUCAUUUUUGUAAUGAGAA
Messenger RNA from Polistes dominula (European paper wasp), 1392 nucleotides. RefSeq names its product pre-mRNA-splicing factor ISY1 homolog. The record is from RefSeq and is a predicted model, not a curated record. Gene Ontology annotation, biological process: generation of catalytic spliceosome for second transesterification step. NCBI's taxonomy places the organism in Eukaryota, Metazoa, Arthropoda, Insecta, Hymenoptera, Vespidae.